Jaculus jaculus (lesser Egyptian jerboa) is the source of this 2434-nucleotide messenger RNA. It is a transcript of the gene Tpbg, whose product is annotated as trophoblast glycoprotein. NCBI's taxonomy places the organism in Eukaryota, Metazoa, Chordata, Mammalia, Rodentia, Dipodidae. Gene Ontology annotation, molecular function: protein binding. The transcript has 2 exons. Gene Ontology annotation, biological process: negative regulation of canonical Wnt signaling pathway. Bases 490 to 1746 code for a protein of 418 amino acids. The record is from RefSeq and is a predicted model, not a curated record. Gene Ontology annotation, cellular component: plasma membrane.
CCGACUUGGCCCUCCCCCGCCCCCGGGUUGGUUUUUCCCAGCUGUGGAGGUUGGACCAGGGGCUGGGGUGCGAAGAGAGUCGGCGCCUGCAGCGCGGAGCUUGGAAGUCGCCGGGUUGCCCUCGGAGUUGGCUGGGGAGGAGAGAGCGGAGGUCACUCUCCGGAUCCGUGCCGAGGCGCCAACAAUAGAGGCGAGGUGGUGCCACCCCUCCGGCGGCGCGGGAGGAGGAGCGCGGAGCCCGGCGUCGCCACCGGCCGUGCGUACUUGCUGGAGGGAAGGGCGGGGAGCCGCUCCGGGUGGGGACGCCCGUUGGUGGCGAGGGGUUAAACCAAGUUCCGGCUUGGGCGUCCCUCCUCCGCUUCCACGAGAGGAAAAGUUUUCUCCCGACGCUUCCGGCCGGGCCCAGCCUCUUCCCCUGCCCGCCCCCUCUCCCCGAGCCUUCGGAGCGGGCGCCCGUCCCAGCCCAGCUCCGGGGAGCAGCGAGCCGCGAUGCCAGGAGGGGGCUCCCGGGGCCCCGCGGCCGGGGACGGGCGGCUGCGGUUGGCGAGGCUGGCGCUGGUCCUCCUGGGCUGGGUCUCGGCGUCGGCGCCCAGCUCCUCGUUACCCUCGUCCGCGUCGCCGGAGGCUCCGUUCCUGGGAUCGGCGCAGCCUCCGCUGUCCGACCGAUGUCCCGCGGCUUGCGAGUGCUCGGAGGCGGCGCGCACCGUCAAGUGCGUGAACCGAGACCUGACCGAGGUGCCCGCCGACCUGCCGCCCUACGUGCGCAACCUCUUCCUCACCGGCAACCGGCUGGCCGUGCUCCCCGCCGGCGCCUUCGCCCGCCGGCCGCCGCUCGCCGAGCUCGCCGCGCUCAACCUCAGCGGCAACCUCCUGCAGGACGUGCGCGCCGGAGCCUUCGAGCAUCUGCCAGGCCUGCGCCAGCUCGACCUCAGCCACAACCCCCUGGUCAACCUCAGCCUCUUGGCUUUCUCCGGGAGCAACGCCAGCGCCCCGGACCCCAGCCCCCUGGCGGAGCUGAUCCUGAACCACAUCGUGCCCCCUGGAGACCAGCGUCAGAACCGAAGUUUCGAGGGCAUGGUCGCCGCAGCCCUGCGCUCGGGCCACGCGCUCCGAGGGCUCCAGCGUCUGGAGCUGGCCAGCAAUCACUUCCUUUACCUGCCUAGGGACCUACUGACCCAACUGCCCAGCCUCAGGCACCUGGAUCUGCAUAACAAUUCGCUGGUGAGCCUGACCUACGUGUCCUUCCGCAACCUGACACACCUCGAAAGCCUCCACUUGGAGGACAAUGCCCUCAAGGUCCUGCACAAUGGCACUCUGGCUGAGUGGCAAGGCCUGGCCCGUGUUAGGGUGUUUCUGGACAACAAUCCCUGGGUUUGCGACUGCCACAUGGUAGAUAUGGUAGCCUGGCUCAAGGAGACAGAGUUGGUACAGGACAAAGCCAGACUCACCUGUGCGUUCCCGGAAAAAAUGAGGAAUCGUGGCCUCUUGGAUCUCAACAGCUCCGAUCUGGACUGUGACCCCAUCCUCCCCCCAUCCCUGCAGACUUCCUAUGUCUUCCUGGGUAUUGUUUUAGCCCUGAUAGGCGCGAUUUUCCUUCUCGUUUUGUAUUUGAACCGCAAAGGGAUAAAAAAGUGGAUGCAUAACAUCAGAGACGCCUGCAGGGACCACAUGGAAGGGUAUCAUUACAGAUAUGAAAUCAAUGCGGACCCCAGGCUCACAAACCUCAGCUCCAAUUCUGAUGUCUGAGAACCAGGGGACUGGAAAAGGACCGCUGUGCAUGAGGUGUAGACGUUUUCCCCUAGGCUUGCUCCACUUUCGCCUUCACUGUAGACACCGUUGACUUUGACCCAGUGAAGGGGAUUUGCUUCCUUGUUGUGUAAAGUUCUUGGUGUGUGCUGUUCAUGUCAGACGAUGAAAAGCUGUGCCUGUAGUGUUUUGCUCUCAUCCUUUGCUUGGAACUCCUCGACGCCUGUGGAGGGAUUUUUCAAGUUUCAGCAUGAACAUGAACUCUCUUAGUGCAGAUCAAGGUGUAGCAAAUGUACCUGCCAGGUAGCAUUCAACAGAAGUGGCCUCAAGUUUUCUUUCUUUCUUUUUGAGAAAAGUGCUUCACAAAUAUCAGUUUUCUUUUCAUGUACCUAAAUGAUGAAGAAAAUAAUUGCAUCCCCAAACUGCCUGCAGACCUUACUUAGCAAGCUCUUAAUAUCAACUCCUUAGUGCGCAGGAGUACCUGCAUCCAAGAGCAUGCUUACAGUUUACUGUUCUGCAUAGUCCAGAAAAUAACUUGCAACUUCCUUGACAAAGUGAAUGAAUUUUUGAUUGCAGUUUACAUGAGACUGUCCUGAAGUGUUUUUUUUCCCUUUUUUUUAUAUAUAAACUGCAUUGAGAUCCAAUUGACUGAAUUGUUAAAAAAAAUCAAUAAAGAUUCUUAAAAGAA